UGUGCUCCACAAUGGGAUGGAAUAACCUGUUGGCCGCAAGGAUCUCCCAACCAGCUGGUUUCAGUUUCCUGUCCAGGACACAUUUAUGACUUCAACCACCAAGGAUUUGCUCAUAGAAAAUGUGGCUCUUCUGGCAAGUGGCUUCAGGCACCAGGAGUCAACAGGACCUGGGCCAACUACAGUGAGUGCCUCACAUUGGUCAGUCCAGGGAGAAGGACCCAGGAAGUGUUUGAGCGUUUGUGGUUAAUAUACACUGUAGGAUAUUCAGUCUCUCUGGCCACGCUUCUGAUUGCCCUCUGUAUACUCUGCUUCUUCAAGCGCUUGCACUGUACUCGGAAUUACAUCCACAUCCACCUCUUCACUUCAUUCAUCUGCCGGGCAGGGAGCAUAUUCCUAAAGGACGCGGUGCUCUAUUCCAGGGAGGACGAAGGGGUAAUAGAGGAUGAAAUGGGAGAGAUUUCAUUGGCUAAAGCAUCAGAGCUCCAGUGGGUGAGUCAGUAUUUUGAGUGUUUGGUGACGGUGACCCUCUUCUUGUAUUUCUUGGCCACUAACCACUACUGGAUCCUAGUGGAAGGUCUCUAUCUGCACAGCCUCAUCUUCAUGGCAUACCUGUCUGACCGCAGCUACUUCUGGGCGCUGACAAUCAUUGGCUGGGGACUCCCUGCGGUAUUUGUCUCUGUGUGGGCAAGUGUACGGGUGUCUCUAGCAGAUACACAGUGCUGGGACCUGAGUGCUGGCCACAUGAAGUGGAUUUACCAGACACCAAUUCUAGCUGCAACUUUGGUCAAUUUCUUCCUUUUUCUCAACAUCAUCAGAGUUCUGGCAUCAAAACUGUGGGAGACUAAAACUGGGAAACUUGAUCCACGACAGCAAUAUGGGAAACUGCUGAAGUCCACCCUGGUCCUGAUGCCACUUUUUGGGGUACAUUACGUCGUCUUCAUGGCCAUCCCAUAUACAGAGGUGACAGGGUUAUUGUGGCAGAUCCAGAUGCAUUACGAAAUGUUCUUUAACUCUUCCCAGGGGUUCUUUGUGGCCAUUAUCUAUUGUUUCUGCAAUGGAGAGGUGAGAGGCUUGUUGUGUGAUGUGUUUAUAGAUACAAUGUGUUUAUUGUUGGUUUUAAGAGUGCAGUGGGUUUCAAAAGGCUACACUGCUCAAAAAAAGUAG
This is a messenger RNA of Staurois parvus, 1164 nucleotides long. The record is from the annotation of a GenBank genome assembly. Lineage: Eukaryota; Metazoa; Chordata; Amphibia; Anura; Ranidae.